This is a messenger RNA of Effrenium voratum, 1473 nucleotides long. The record is from the annotation of a GenBank genome assembly. Lineage: Eukaryota; Dinophyceae; Suessiales; Symbiodiniaceae.
AUGGCUGGCAAGAAGAGCAAGAGCAAGAAGAGCGUUGCAAAGGUCAACGGGACGGCUUCACGUCCUGCGGCCCCUGCGGCCCCUGUGGCGUCUGAAGCGGCUGAGCCCCGAGAGAUCUCAGCUCCGGCGGAGCCAGCUGAGUGGUCUGAGCCGGCCAAGCCCGUGACGACCGAGCCCCCAGCUGAGCCCGUGGAGCGGCCUGAGGCGCCCAAAUCGCCCAAAGCGCUUUUGCCCGACCCAGCUUGGCACAAGAGCUCAGGGACUGCGAGGCCUUUCAGGCAGCAGUUGAAGGACAAGAAGUUCCGUGGCUUCAUUUGCGGAGUUGAUGCUGCCAGUUUGGAUGACUGUGCAGCUGAGCUCAUCCCGGAUGAGGUCAAGGAGCCCAAGAAACAGGCCUUAAGCAAGUGGCUGGGCUGCCAGGAGAAUGACUUGAACUUCCGGAAGUUGGAUGGCCUGGAGCUCUACUUCAGCGCAAGUGCCAAGCGCAAUGCAGCUGCAAGCUGGCGAGUCAGAUUGCUUGGGCUUGUGGGGCGCAGAAGAACUUCAUCGCGGUGGGGAAGCUGGCGAUUGUCACGGAGAGCAGCGCCAAGCCCGGGGUUUUUUGGCAAGAUGAGGGAUGCGCGAGUCUUUGAAAGCCUCGAGCAAAAGAUGAAGAAGAUGGACUCAGAAGCCUUCGAGAGCUGCUAUGCCGAAAACAAAAACAGGAUCGAUGCGCAGAACGAGUUCGGCAGCCUCUUCUACGUGCCCAUUCCUCGUGACCCCGGGCCCGAGCUACAACCAGAGGAGAUCUCAGCUGCAUCCCGCGGAUAUGCAGAGCUCAUCCAGCGCUGCAAGACGCUCUUUGAGGAGCGAGGUGCCAAGAAGGAGGUCUUCGAAGAGCCUGAGAGCGACGAGGAGGAGAAUGCUGAUGGGAACAAUGAGGAAGACGAUGCCUUGCGCCAGGACACUGGCGUCGUGAACGAGAAGCAAGACCACCAAAAUCCACUUCUGAAUGCCUUCAAGCGUCAUAGCUUCAAUCUGGUGUACUUCUUGGAAGCCAUCAACGUGAUCCUGGUUGACCAAGCCUGCCAGACAAACGCCCAGAAGAGAAGGGGCGUCAACGUGGCAGUGGCGCGGUACAUCUACCACAAGUUCGGGGCACCCCACUUGGAGAAGAUAGUCUCCAACCUUCGGGGCGACGUCCUCGUGUUCAAGGCAAGCCAGUGGGGUUCUGAGGAGGCCUGCAGGGCAGCUCCGUUUCCUCAAGAUGACAGCUUGCGCUUUCUGCAGAACAUUGAGGCGAAGCUUCCUGAGAAGCAGGAGGAAGACCUGCAGUUCUUGUUUGACAGGGCCGACUUGGCCUCAGUGAUGGCCAGCUGUGUCAUCUUCUUGAAGCAAAGGAACAAGGCCUCCAGCAAAGACUUCAAAGGGCACAUCGCGGAUCUCGAGAGAAAGGCGCAGCCCGAACUGGAGGAACAGGCUUCGGGCCUCUGA